AUGAUAAACUUAAGUCUUAAACAUUCUAAAAGGCAAAAAUAUAAUUCAAUUAGUUCAGAUGAAAGAUAAAAUAUAAUCAAAAUGUUUUUGGAAAAUGAUUAUUCUGCCAUCUAAGUAUUGAUAAAUUUAUAAUAUAGAUUGCUCAACUUACAGGACAUAAUUUAUCAACUAUAAAAGCUAUUUACAGAAUAUAUAAAAAUGAGGGUAGAAUUAAUAAAAAAGAAAGGCGAGAUAGAUAAAUUAAUAUAAAAUAAAAUGUGGUUGUAUUAAUGGUGGAUGAUAAGUAAUCAUUUUAUUCUAUAAUAUAGUACAAGAAAAAUGAAAAUUAUAAGAAAAUAAUAAUUAAAGCAAGAGUUAAUUCUGAAGAAUACAGAGUAUAAUUAUGAGUCAAUUCAGAAUACAAUUAAUUAAACUUUAUAAAAUUCAACUGAUGAUAUAAUUAAGCAGUUAGAUAGUUUAUCAUCAAAAUAAUGCUUUAAUUAACAAAUUUAAAAGGCAUAAAUAGAUGGUAUAAAUAUCAAAGAUUUUAAGGAGAUUUCUGAAAUCACAACUAAAUUUAAAAAUAGAAUUAACAUUUCAUCUUAAAUAUCAUAUUUUCAAAAUCUGUUUUCUAAAUAAGAAUUAAAUUACUAAGAAAAAUAGCUCUUAUCUCCUCCAAAAUUUAAACCUUAACUAUAAUCUAAUAUAAGUGAACUUAAGAGGAUUUUCGAAUUUCAGAUAAAAGAUUAUUUUGAAAAAUCUUCAAAUGAUAAUUUGAAAUGA
Molecule: messenger RNA, 762 nt
Organism: Paramecium pentaurelia
Lineage: Eukaryota; Ciliophora; Oligohymenophorea; Peniculida; Parameciidae
Source: the annotation of a GenBank genome assembly